Trichoplusia ni (cabbage looper) is the source of this 2121-nucleotide messenger RNA. RefSeq names its product adenylyl cyclase-associated protein 1 (gene capt). Gene Ontology annotation, biological process: cytoskeleton organization; regulation of adenylate cyclase activity; cell morphogenesis. Lineage: Eukaryota; Metazoa; Arthropoda; Insecta; Lepidoptera; Noctuidae. The coding region runs from base 108 to 1736 and encodes 542 amino acids. The record is from RefSeq and is a predicted model, not a curated record. Gene Ontology annotation, cellular component: cytoplasm. Gene Ontology annotation, molecular function: actin binding; adenylate cyclase binding. The transcript is spliced from 9 exons.
AUAUCUUAGUGAGUCAGUCGAUAGCGGACAGUCAGCUUGUUAACUAGUGACUAGUGUUUCCUUAAAAAAGUCAGUUUUGUGUAGUGAUUUAAAUAGUUCUUGUAAUUAUGGCCGGAGACAAUAGAAGAAACAUGAAGCAUCUUAUUAAGAUGUUUGAAGCGCAGAAAAUCCGUGCGGAGGAAGAGGACGCGGAUAUUGGCGAUAUAGGAGAAAUAACUCGAGAGGCCUACAAUAGAGCUAUGGCAGCCACCGAAGUCGAAGGUGCCGCAGCCAGUCAGAGCCCGGCGUCCGAUCUCGAGACCCUGAUCGAGCGCCUGGAGCGCGUCACCUCUCGGUUGGAGCGAUUGCCGCUGCUGCGCACGCGCACGCCCUCGCCGCCGCGCUCCCCAGCGCCCUCUCCCGUCUCAGACCUCUCCCAGACAUUACAACCGGUGUCCUUCGAACCAACUGACAACAUGAGUGUCAACGGUUAUCAAGAUAUUGUACAGGGCCCUCUGCAGGCGUACUUGCAGCUGUCGCAGCAACUCGGCGGCGAUGUGUCAGCGCACGCCAACCUUGUGAAUGCCGCCUUCCAGGCACAGCUUCGCUACAUCCAACUGGCUACAACAAGGAGCAAGCCAUCUCAAGCGGAAGAGAUGCAACUUCUCGCGCCGACCAGCGAGCAAAUCUCUGCUAUCCAACAAUUCCGUGAGAAGAACCGAGCUUCGAAGUUAUUCAACCAUUUGUCGGCGAUUUCCGAGAGCAUUCCUGCUUUGGGUUGGGUGGCCGUGGCCCCGACACCGGCUCCUUACGUGAAAGAGAUGAACGAUGCCGGACAGUUCUACACUAACCGUGUGCUGAAGGAGUGGAAGGAGAAAGACAAGACCCACGUGGAGUGGUGCCGCGCCUGGGUGCAGCUGCUCUCAGACCUGCAGGCCUACGUCAAGCAGUACCACACCACAGGACUCGUCUGGUCUGGUAAGGGCGCGGGCGCGGGCGCUCCCCCGCCGCCCCCUCCCGGCGGCAUGCCCCCGCCGCCCCCGCUGAUGCCCGAGGGCGACUUCGCUGACUUGUCGGUCGACGACCGAAGCGCACUCUUCGCCCAGAUCAACCAGGGCGAGAACAUCACUAGCAGUCUCCGUAAGGUGACCCCGGACAUGCAGACGCACAAGAACCCGCAGCUGCGGCAGGGGCCUGCUCCCUUCAAGGCGGCAUCCCACGGGCCGGUCGCGACCAAGGAGCUGCCGCGCCCCGGCGCCGGCACGCUGCCCGACAAGCCGCCCGUCUUCACCCGCGAUGGCAAGAAGUGGCUUAUUGAAUACCAAAAGGGCAACUCCAACUUGGUUGUCGAGAACGCUGACAUGAACAACGUGGUGUACAUGUUCCGUUGCCGCGACUCCGCGCUUACUGUUCGCGGCAAGGUUAACGGCGUGGUGCUGGACUCCUGCACUAAGUGCGCCGUCGUGUUCGACAACCUCGUCUCCAGCAUCGAGUUCGUCAACUGCCAGUCUGUGCAGAUGCAGGUACUGGGCAAGGUUCCGACGGUGUCUAUCGACAAGACAGACGGGUGCCAGAUCUACUUGUCUCCCGAGUCUCUGGACGUUGAGAUCGUCAGCUCCAAGUCUUCCGAGAUGAACGUGCUCGUGCCCAAGAGCAACGGCGACUAUGCGGAAUACCCCGUGCCGGAGCAGUUCAAGACACUGCUGAACAAGGCGAGGAGCGGCAUCACCACCACGCCCGUCGAGUCCACCGGCUAAGCCCUGUCUAUGUACUACAUAAGGAUGACCUUACCGAGGAAGUAAAACGGUGUGAGAUCCGAACACUUGUGGAUUUUUUAUGACUGAUUUUGAUUCAUCACGCAGUACUUAUUAAAACUAACACAUUUUAUACACCUAAAAUUUAACAAAUAAGAGCUUCUGUUUUGUUUUAUGUACGUACUCAACAGGUCCAAACCACACCGUAUUUAUUACCUAAUGGUAUCCGUCAUCCAGUAUACUCGGGAACCUUGUAUCGUUCACUAUCUAGCUUUCAUUAUAAAUUCGAGGCAAGGCGAGUCUUUAUUUAAUUAAGGUAAUACUUUGCACGGUCUAGUUCAAUAUUAGUUCACUACCAUGAUUCGCCUCGAAGUACCCGCUAUGAGAA